AUGAACAGUGAACAGAAACAAAUUAGAAAUAAUUAUCUCUUUAUGAAGAAAUGUGUUGAAAGUAAUCCAGUGGUACCUAUUCAGCAGGAAUGGUUAAUCUCCAUGCUCACAUUGGUACCUCAAUCUCUCAUGGAGGGCAAGGAUAGAGAGAAACUGGUUGAAGAACUCUUAAAUGAGAUAACAAAUGAUUAUGAAAUGAGUAUGAAAAGAUAUAUGGUACGAAGCGUUCUUAUCAAGCCUGAAGUAAAAUUACUUGAAUAUGAAAAAGAAGGACCUUUGCCAGUUGAACCUGAAGGAUUAGACUUUUCUAGACCAUGGCAUAAAAGUUUCAUACAAGCAAGAAAGCAGAUUUUUGAAAAUUUACAUAUUCUCCAUCCAACUUUAAGAAUUCUCCUUGAAAUUGGUUACAGAAUGUUUUCCAAGUUACUUGUAGUAGAUGUAUCUUGUUUCAGGUCAAGAGGCCCAGUAGAAUGUGAAUCCCUUCAAAAUGAUGUCUCUAUAAAAUGCUUAAAAACAGAAGAAAAGAUAUUAAACACAUGGUAUCCAAGGGUUAUCAAUCUCUUUACCAGAAAAGAAGCACUGGAGGGUGUGAAACCUGAUCAAAUGGAUUCUUUCUAUAACUGUGUGACUACACUUAUGUCUAAUCAGCUGAAGGAGUUAUUAAAAAGAACUGUUGAAGCUUAUGUGAAGUUGUUUGACUUAGAAGAUCAGAGAUGGCUGCCUUUGUUCAGAAUGGAAUUGACUUUUGAUGAUGAGAAAAUGGACUUUUAUCCUAGCUUUCCGGAUCUGGAAGAUACCAUCUUAUGUAUUAUUACUUUGAUUGCACAAACUUUGCAG
This is a messenger RNA of Protobothrops mucrosquamatus (brown spotted pit viper), 837 nucleotides long. Its product is annotated as dynein heavy chain 12, axonemal-like. Lineage: Eukaryota; Metazoa; Chordata; Lepidosauria; Squamata; Viperidae. The record is from RefSeq and is a predicted model, not a curated record. The annotation marks the transcript as partial. The transcript is spliced from 6 exons.